Cercocebus atys (sooty mangabey) is the source of this 2593-nucleotide messenger RNA. It is a transcript of the gene PBLD, whose product is annotated as phenazine biosynthesis-like protein domain containing. The record is from RefSeq and is a predicted model, not a curated record. Gene Ontology annotation, molecular function: isomerase activity. The transcript has 10 exons. Bases 204 to 1070 code for a protein of 288 amino acids. Gene Ontology annotation, biological process: biosynthetic process. NCBI's taxonomy places the organism in Eukaryota, Metazoa, Chordata, Mammalia, Primates, Cercopithecidae. Gene Ontology annotation, cellular component: cytoplasm.
GAAUUACAAAGGAGGCCGUCUGCCUCCUUUGUCCUGGAUUUGAGAGUUGAGCACCUUCGUCGCCAUUGGCUUUCCUCCCCCAGCUCCAGCCUCUCUCAUCUUGGGAAUCUGCGUCAGAAGUCACUCGCAGUCCCGUCAGCCCAGAAGACAUAAAGCAGGCUACCAGCAAUUUUGAGAACUUGCAAAAACAGCUUGCAAGGAAAAUGAAGCUUCCUAUUUUCAUAGCAGAUGCAUUCACAGCAAGAGCAUUUCGUGGGAAUCCUGCUGCUGUUUGCCUCCUAGAAAAUGAAUUGGAAGAAGACAUGCAUCAGAAAAUUGCAAGGGAGAUGAACCUCUCUGAAACUGCUUUUAUCCGAAAACUGCACCCGACAGACAACUUUGCACAAAGUUCCUGCUUUGGACUAAGAUGGUUUACACCGGCAAGUGAGGUUCCGCUCUGUGGCCACGCCACCCUGGCUUCUGCAGCUGUGCUGUUUUACAAAAUAAAAAACGUGAAUAGCACACUCACGUUUGUCACUCUGAGUGGAGAACUAAGGGCCAGACAAGCAGAGGAUGGCAUCGUCCUGGACUUGCCUCUUUAUCCAGUCUACCCCCAGGACUUCCAUGAAGUAGAGGACUUGAUAAAGACUGCCAUAGGCAACACACUGGUCCAGGACAUCUGUUAUUCUCCAGAUACCCGAAAGCUCCUCCUCCGCCUCAGUGACACUUACAACAGGUCAUUUCUGGAGAACCUGAAAGUGAACACGGAGAAUCUGCUGCAAGUUGAAAACACAGGGAAGGUGAAAGGGCUUAUUCUUACCCUUAAAGGAGAGCCUGGUGAGCAGAGCCAGUCGUUUGACUUUUACUCCAGAUAUUUUGCACCGUGGGUUGGUGUGGCUGAAGACCCGGUGACAGGGUCUGCACACGCUGUUCUCAGCAGCUACUGGUCCCAGCAGCUGGGGAAGAAAGAAAUGCAUGCGUUUCAGUGUUCCCAACGAGGAGGAGAGCUGGGAAUUUCACUUCGUCCAGAUGGAAGGGUUGACAUUAGAGGAGGUGCAGCUGUUGUUUUAGAGGGCACGCUGACAGCCUAGAGGUGCGCUGACUGCUGCUGUCUCUAAUCACCAAGUAUUUUCUGCGUAAAAAGAAAUGUAAGGGACUGCCAUUAGCAAAUGUGCAUAGUAGUCUACUUAAUCCUCAUGUUUAAAAUUGAAAAAUGGGCCAGGCACAGUGGCUCACGCCUGUAAUCCUAACACUUUGGGAGGCCGAGGUGGGCGGAUCACCUUAGGUCAGGGGUUCGAUACCAGCUGGCCAGAACAUGGUGAAACCCGUCUCUACUAAAAAUACAAAAUGAGCUGGGUGUGGUGCCGUAUGCCCCUGUAAUCCCAGGCUACUCGGGAGGCUGAGGCAAGGAGAAUCGCUUGAACCCAGGAGCAGAGAGUUGCAGUGAGCCAAGAUCGCACCACUGCACUCCAGCCUGGGCGACAGAGUGAGACUCCAUCCCCACAAAAAUAAAUAAAUAAAUAAAAAUAAAAAUUGAAAAAUGAAGACAUUUUAAUGGAGAUUUAAUAAUGCUUCCAGACUAAUGAACUAAUGGAGUUUUGGCUCCACUCAUGAGUGUAUUUGAAAUGUAAGUAACCAGCUACAAAGAAUAAUGUCUCUUCAUUUGAUUAUGACUACCAAUCAAGAGAAGGAGAAAUACAUUUCUGAGGAGUGAAGCUAAAUCAUUUGAACUUAAAUGAGUACCUGAUUUUGCAGCCAUUAAAAUGAAUCAAUAACUAUGUGGAAAUAAAGAAAAAAUAUUUUAUAAUAUAAUACUAAGAAAGAAAGAGGACAGUAGGCCAUAAAAUGUUAGCAAUGUUAUGCUAUGUCUAUGUAGAUAAGCAUGGGCCAUUAAAAAUAGCAAACUGGAAACAGUUCAUGUGUGGGGGGCAAGAUUGGAAGUAAUUUUAAUGUAUCUAAGAAGUGAUUUCCUUUAUUGUUGUACUCAUGUACAAAGACUAAAAAUCAGGACGAAUCCAGAAAAUAAAAACAAAACAGUAUUUAUUAGGCUACUUCCUGUCGUAGUGAAAUUAAACACUAAAAGUAAUGUAAUCUCAGCUGGGUGUGGCGGCUCAUGCCUGUAAUCCCAGCACUUUGGCAGGAUGAGGCAGGAGGAUCGUUUGAGCCAAGGAGUUCAAGACCAGCCUGGGCAACACAGCGAGACCCUGUUUCUAUUUUUAAAAAAAAGUAAUGUAAUUUCAAUCUUUUUCUUGAUAUAUGACUUGAGAAUGAUAUUGUAAAAGGAAUUCUUCUCUUCAAUAAAAUGGGUUUUAACAUAACUUUAAAUUCAGUUAAAUCUACAAUAUUGAACACCUAUAGUUGACUUAGGGAUGGGGACUUUUUCACAUCAUUAAGAGUGUUUGUUUAAGGUGAUCUCACUGAUGGUAGUUCUCAGCCAUCUCAAAAACUGCAAGCUAAUCAGUUAGACAUUCUUUAAUGACCCCAAUUUUUUCACUUUAAUUGCUACCAUGUUUUCUGUUUUUACUGAUUUUUGCUAAAGCAUGUAAGAGUGAAUUUAUUAUAGCAGUAAUCUUGUGUUUCUCCUGAUUUGCAAUAAAGUCAGUCGUUCACCAGC